Messenger RNA from Xyrauchen texanus (razorback sucker), 1300 nucleotides. It is a transcript of the gene scpp1, whose product is annotated as secretory calcium-binding phosphoprotein 1. The record is from RefSeq and is a predicted model, not a curated record. Bases 240 to 1076 code for a protein of 278 amino acids. Lineage: Eukaryota; Metazoa; Chordata; Actinopteri; Cypriniformes; Catostomidae. The transcript is spliced from 9 exons.
CCCGCUUCAGUUAACAUGCCCCCGCAGCCGUCUGAGUGUGGAGGCACGAGUAGAGUGUUGGCGAGCAGGAAGUGAUGCUGUUACCUUAAUGAAGAGUCAGGUUGAUAAAUAGCUCGUUCUCCCGACAUACCGUACCAUUAAAUCCAGCCUUUAACUUUAACAAAACACAGUACUCUGUUCAUUUAGUGGAUUACUGCUACUUUCUUGUACUUUAUUUUUACACUGAGAGAAAAGAAAGAAUGAAACUUGCCAUAUUGAUUCUGUUCCUGCUGGGAGCAGUCUGCGCUAAUCCAAUCUUGCAUAAAAUGGCUAUGGAGAUGCUUAAACAUGCAUCCAACUCUUCAGAAAGUUCCUCAAUAUCUGAAACUUCUGAACAGAGCAUUACCUCAGAACCUUCCAAAGAGAAGUCCAAGGAAAAUACCUCUGACAGCAACAGCUCAGAAUCACUUGAGUCUGAAUCAGCUGAACCGAUCUCUAAAGAGAGCCAACAGCACUCAGUAGAAAGUCUGACUGGAAUAAGUGAGACUGCAGUGACAUCAGAUAACACUCAAAGCAGUAAAGAGAAAUUUCGUAGGGGCUGGAUAUACACUCUCAAAUGGGUCAAUGCAAACUACACCAGCAAAGUGCCAGCAAGCAGUCAACUAGAUGAGGAUGACCAAACGGAUGAUGUACAAUCCAUUGACAACACAGACAAGUCUACUAAUGCUGUAUCAAAGAAAAGUGAAAGCAGUGAAUCGAGUGAGAGCCAGGAAAUGGUUGCUCUGAGCAGCAAUGGCACAAAGGAAGAGGAUAACAGUGCCAACACAAGUGAAAGCACAGAACACAGCUUCACUGUUGAUGGUGCUGAAUUUAGCUCCAGCAAUAGCAGCAGCAGCAGCAGUAGUAGUAGUAGCAGCAGUGAAAGCAAUGAGAACAGUAACAGUGCAGCGGAUGACAACAGUCACUCAACUGAGUGUCUACCUGGGACCGACAGCAAAGAAUGUGACAGUGAGGAAAACUUUCCCCAGGAUAUCGGUGAUGAUGGUGCAACUGACCCUUUCAAUGGUUUCCUAAUGCCUGAUGAAUCUGAGCUCUAGCAGCAGUAAAAAAAUAAAAUAAAAAAAAACAUACAUUUAUAUUAUUCAAUGCUCUGAUAUACGCAAGUGGAAAUCCCAGGAACAUAUUAGAAUGAGAAUGUGUUUUUAACAAUUAAAGGGAGGGUAUUUAAGUACAUUUCUGGCUAUUCUAAUAUAAACAGGUCAAUAUAGCCUAGAUUACUAUAUUAUUUUUAAUAAUUUAUUAAUAUAUAUAUAUAUAUAUA